AUGGGCGAGGCGCAGCGAGCGCCCAGGCUGGAGGCGGAGCAGGCUGCCCAAGAGGUGCAGCUACCCGCGCAGACGGGGUUCCAGCGGCCCGAGGCGGAGCUGCGCAGGCAAGCCGCCAGCCCUGGCCCGCCGCCCUUCCCCAUGCUGAGCCGCAUUUACCAGGCCAGCGACGCGCGACUGGCGCCCGAGCGGCGGCGCGCGCGCAUCACCGCGCCUGUGCGCGGCGUGCCCGUCUACGUCAUGCUGCCGCUGGACACGGUCUGGCUUUUAGAACGCGGCGGCACCACGCAGCCCCUGUUCAUCCGUGAGAAGGCCAUGGAGGUUGGCCUUGAGAUGCUGUCACGGGCGGGCGUGGACGGUGUGAUGAUUGACGUGUGGUGGGGCAUCGCGGAGCACGCGGGGCCCGGCGAGUACGACUUCUCCGCCUACCGCAAAGCUGUUUGA
Chlorella variabilis is the source of this 444-nucleotide messenger RNA. RefSeq lists its product as hypothetical. Gene Ontology annotation, molecular function: beta-amylase activity. Gene Ontology annotation, biological process: polysaccharide catabolic process. The record is from RefSeq and is a predicted model, not a curated record. Lineage: Eukaryota; Viridiplantae; Chlorophyta; Trebouxiophyceae; Chlorellales; Chlorellaceae. The coding region runs from base 1 to 444 and encodes 147 amino acids. The transcript is spliced from 3 exons.